GCUGAGGGCGGAGAGUGAAUUUGCUGGAUUUGCACUCAGUUACUCCUACAAGAGUUCUCGGGCAGCAGAAAUCUGUUUUCACGAGGGUAAUCACAAGGAUGAAGGUUGACAUUCAUAAUCAUAUUUUACCAAAGGAGUGGCCCGAUUUGAAGCAGAGGUAUGGAUAUGAUGGGUUUGUCCAGCUUCACCACUGCAAGGGUGAAGCAGAGAUGAUGAAGGAUGGGAAACUGUUCCGAGUGAUUCAAGAAAACUGCUGGGAUGCAAACGCACGCAUAAGGGACAUGGAUCAGCAUGGUGUCACAGUUCAAGCCCUUUCUACUGUUCCUGUGAUGUUCAGUUACUGGGCUAAACCUCAUGACACACUGGAUCUCUGUGUCCUUUUAAAUGACAAUUUGGCCCAGACAGUGCGUAGCCACCCCAAGAGGUUUGUGGGCCUGGGCACUCUGCCCAUGCAAGCCCCCAACUUAGCCGUGCUUGAGAUGAAGCGCUGCGUGAAGGAGCUGGGCUUCCCUGGGGUGCAGAUUGGCUCACAUAUCAACAACUGGGACCUCAACGCCUCUGAACUCUGUCCUUUCUAUGCUGCAGCUGAGGAGUUGGGCUGCUCCAUAUUUGUCCACCCGUGGGACAUGCAGACAGAUGGAAGGAUGGCUAAGUAUUGGCUGCCGUGGCUGGUGGGCAUGCCAUCAGAGACAGCCAUGGCUAUUUGCUCAAUGAUAUUUGGAGGUGUCUUCGAGAGAUUUCCUAAAUUGAAAGUCUGCUUUGCACAUGGAGGUGGCUCUUUUCCAUUCACCGUUGGUAGAAUUGAACACGGCCACAAAGUCCGCCCUGACCUGUGUGCAGUGGACAAUAAGAUCAGUCCAAAAAAAUACCUCGGUUCUUUCUACACCGACUCCCUAGUUCAUGAUCCCAUCGCCCUGAAGCUACUCAUUGAUGUUAUUGGAAAAGAUAAAGUGAUGCUGGGAACAGAUUAUCCAUUCCCGCUGGGUGAGCUGCAGCCUGGAUCACUGAUUGAGUCAAUGGAUGAAUUUGAUGACACACUAAAGGAUAAAUUGCUUGCUGGAAAUGCACUGGAGUUUUUGGGCCUGAAACGAGGGCAAUUUGAGUAACAUGAAAAUCUGAGACGCAACUGCUACACCCAGUGAUUCAGUGCAAAUGCUUUAUUUAAAUAUUCAUAUUUGAAUGAUUAAAAAAUAAUUUUGGAUCAGUGUAUAGUAGAUACAACCAAUGUUAUUGUUGUUUGAUACAAUAAAGUAAGUUAUAAUAAGUAA
This is a messenger RNA of Siniperca chuatsi (mandarin fish), 1268 nucleotides long. It is a transcript of the gene acmsd, whose product is annotated as aminocarboxymuconate semialdehyde decarboxylase. Gene Ontology annotation, molecular function: hydrolase activity; carboxy-lyase activity. Gene Ontology annotation, biological process: secondary metabolic process. The coding region runs from base 99 to 1106 and encodes 335 amino acids. Gene Ontology annotation, cellular component: cytoplasm; cytosol. NCBI's taxonomy places the organism in Eukaryota, Metazoa, Chordata, Actinopteri, Centrarchiformes, Sinipercidae. The transcript is spliced from 10 exons. The record is from RefSeq and is a predicted model, not a curated record.